UUCAUUCCUUUUUAUUGCUUAGUAGUUUUCCAUUGGAUGGAUAUGCCAAAUCUCUCCUCCUGAUUUUUUGAAUCCAUACACAAAUCAGGUUUUCAUCCUCACUACAUCACUGUAACUGCUCCUACCAAGGUCACCCAAAGUUAAUUCUAACUAAUCUUCCCUGAACACAUCCGCAACAUUUGUCAUAGCUGAUCUCCACCUCCUCUUUGAAGCAGUUCCAAGUGCCUUCCAGAAUGCCUCAUUCUCCUAGUGUCUUUCCCCGUCUCCUGACCAGGCUUGCUCCAACUCCUUGGCUGCUUUUCCCUCAUCUCCAAAGGCCUCUAAAGCCUCUAAACUGGUGUGUCCUGGGGCUCAAUCCAAUCUCCUUUCUAUUUAUAUUCCAUUGGUGAUUGCAUCCUGUUUUUGUUUGUUUUUUGAGACAGGGUCUCAUUCUGUCGCCCAGGCUGGAGUGUAGUGACGCGAUCUCGGCUCACUGCAACCUCUACCUCCCGGGUUGAAACGAUCCUCCCGCCUCAGCCUCUGAGUAGCUGGGACCAUAGGCAUGUGUCACCACGCCGGACUAAUUUUUUGUAGAGCUGGGGUUUCGCCAUGCUGCCCAGGCUGGUCUCAAGCAUGUUUUUUGCUUUCUAAGUCAUCUACAAGCACCAGAGGCAGAGUUACAUAGAUCCUUCCUGCCUACCCCCACUGUCCCUGCCCUCAGGCCACUCCAGCAUCCAGCAGGCCAGAAACCUCAGAAGAUUUCUUGCCUCCUUUCUCUCUCCUCCAGGGGCCCGGUUCGAUGUCCCCAUCUGCCCACAGCGCCUCUCGUGCCAGCUGCUCCGCCUGUCCUGCCCUUGCUCAGACCACCCAAGCAUCAUCCGUGCUCUGGCCCCUGGCCACCAGGUCCACCCCACAUGCUGUCCUCACAGGUGACGCCUUGCCAUUCCUGGGGACCAGGGCCUCCUUGUUCUGGUCAUACACAGUGGGGUGUAGGUCGAGCGACAAUCCCUCCCCUGCCCUUUCUUUCCCUAUGGCGAUGGCCGCUCUGGCUCUUGAAGGAGGCUUCACUUCCGCGCUUAUCCUUGGAGAGCAGUUUUCAUCCGAUUCGCAGGGGUCCGCGACCUCCUAUCCCAGAUCCCCGCCUGGAGUUGAGGAGUGAGACCAGGUAUAACUAUAAGAAAUGAAUUUUAAUGUCUGGAAUAUCAAAGAGAUGCUCAGUAUUCCUUCAGGCUCUGGGAACAAGAAGUCAUCCAACUGGAAUAAUAAUCAAAAUGAUUAUUCCAGUCUCAGUGAUUCCCAGUUCCUCUUUGGAUCUCAGUUCUGUCCAGAAAAUUCAGAAACCCUAUCAGCACCCUUGGACUUUGGUGCCCACUUGAGACAUUCAAAACAGUCACAACAGAAUUCUCUGGAGGGUGAACCUAGCAUUUUCACAAAGUACCAGACAAAGCCCCAGCUGUUUGGAGGAGAUAUAAAAGAUGGAGGUUUAUUUCCUCCUCCUUUGUCAGUUGGAAAAUCAAAAGGCCUCUUGGAACAGUUUGAGGAGAAAAAGAAAAGGGCAAAAGACAAAUAUGACAGUGAGACUCUAUACAACUUUGUUUCUAAUGUUAGAGAAAGCAUUCACAGGUUGCAGACGUCUGUGGAAAAGUCUGAGGAACAUCUCAGUUCAAGAAGCCAAUCUAUUUUGGAUUCUUUGGAGACUGUGGCCAAGACAUUACAAGAGACUGUACAGGCCCAGAAUGACCUGGUGUUUGAGGCAGUCCAGGACAAAGCCAACAUGCAGCAGGCCAUCCUUGAGAUGAAGAAAAGAUUUGAAGCUAGACAAGCAGAGUUUAUAGAAAUGAAGUCCAACCUGAAGCACCUUGAAGUUUUAGUUGCUCAGCAGAGUAAGGAAUUCCAGCAGCUGUGUGAGCAGCUAGGCCAGCUGAAUGUGCCCAAUGUCCUAGCAGAGCUGAAGAGAUUGAUCUCAGUGCCUCCAGUGAAAGACAGCGCUUCUCAGACGUCGCCACCUUUGGCCCAGAGCCUCAAUCUCACCAGGCAGGAAAAAUACACCUCUGAGAAACCAGUUUUAUGGCAGGCCCAGGCCCUCCCUGCUGCAUGGAAUCCUGGUAUGGGCUCCCUACAGCCUGGAGAAUUUGUUGUCUGGGGUGAAGGAGCAAAGAAUGAUGCUCUCCAAGAAGAGGCUGCACUGCCAGCAUUUGGGUCCCAUGAAAGAAAUAGGCAAGUAAAGGACAAGGCGGUGCAGACUAACUUCAAGAACUGGGCUGUUACUAAAACAGGUGCCAAGAACCAUGGUUCCAGCAUCCCAGGCCAUAAGAUUCCUAGUGACAGGGACCUGGUUUCCCAAGGAGCCUCACAGCUCACAUCACUGGAGAUAAACAACUUUUCAACCAGCAUUAAGAAUGCCUGCCAAAAAUAUCAAGCCCAAAGUAUGUUUUUGUGUGACCCACGUGAACAUUUGGUGAUUAAACAGAAAGAUGGGACUGUAGAAAUGCGGGGGAAAGACAAGAAGCAGCAGCCCAGGAAGGCCCACAGGGCCCACAGAGGCAGGCUCCUAGCCAGCAAGCAAAAACAAAUCCCAAUCCAGACCUGUAAAUUCAAUUCCAAAUAUCAGAGUCCUCAGCCUGCAAUUUCUGUCCCCCAAAGCCCCUUCCUGGGGCAGCAGGAACCCCAUGCUCAGCCUCUGCAUCUGCAGUGUCCCAGGAGCCCCAAAAAAUCAGUCUGCCCUAUUCUGGGAGGAACAGUCAUGCCCAAUAAGACAGUAAGGGCAGAGCAGGGAAGACUCUUACAGCUCAGCAGAUGCGCUUCCCAAGACAACAGGCUACUUUCCAGCAGUUCCCAGGGGGACCACCAGAUGAGCUGGUUCAGUGACCUCAAUCUCGGAUGUUCAGAGACCCCUCUAUGCAAGGAGGCAGGAAAGAAUUUGCUCUAUGACCUAGGUUUUGAUAGCAGUGAUGAUGAUGGCUUCUGACCAGUCCACAGUUGAUUUAUUGGUCUCAGCUAGAAAGACAAAUUGCAGGACAUUUGGGCUGGCCAACAGCAGAAAGUCCCUGAAGCCUGCCAAGUACCCAGGGUCAGAGGCCCUGCUGAGGUGGGGUCAAUGAGCACGAGGGUAGGGAAGGUCCAGCAUUCUGGGUACCAGGUGCUGCCCCUGACAAGGAUUAAGUGCAUCCUUAUUUAUUGGAAUGAAAUGUGAAAAUGGUGGUGAUGAGAGCUGAGGCAGCAGCCUGGUUGUGGAGCAUCUGGAGCAGGGUGCCUGUACUUUGGCGAAAGGCGGGCAGGCCUCUUUAUGGAAUAUUGUGUAGCAGAAGGGCUCUCAUAAAACUGUUGCGGUGGCAGCAUGACUCCAAACAACAUUUUUGGGUCUUAUUCCCUACACAUAACCAAUACAUUUUCAGGCCUCAGGAUUUUUUUCUUUCUUAUUUUUAGCCACUUAUGCUACCAGAAUGUUUGCAUUUUUUGAUCAGUAGACAUAUUACAGGACACCCUAAAUCUUCUUGUGAACAGAGAAAAUAAAAUGAUAAGCCUGCCAGUGAAAGAGGUGACAUGCACUAGCAAAUGUCCAGAGCAUCACUGCUCACAAGCCAUUUUUCUUCCUGGCUUUUUCCCUUGUCCUGUUUUUCAAGUACUUUCUUAAAACUAAUAAUAUUGUAGACCUUGUAUUAUUUCUGAAGAGCAGUGGGCUUAUAUGGGACUUUGGCUUUCCGUUUUUAUCUUGCUGAAGUUUUUGAGUUUUUGCAACACAUAUGUAUUUUUUAUCAGAAAUAAGAUAAAACAUUUAAAAGCAUAUAUGUUUUUUCUUUCUUUCCGCUCCCCUCACCCCGAGAUGGAGUAUUGCUCUGUCACCCAGGCUAGAGUGCAGUGGUGUGAUCUCAGUUCACUGCAACCUCUGCCUCCCGGGUUCAAGCAAUUCUGCCUCAGCCUCCUGAGUAGCUGGGAUUACAGGCGCCCACCACCACACCCAGCUAAUUUUUCUAUUUUUAGUAGAGACGGGGGUUUCACCAUGUUAGCCAGGCUGGUCUCGAACUCCUGACCUCAUGAUCUGCCUGCCUCAGCCUCACAAAAUGCAUGAGCCACUGCGCCUGGCCUAUUUUUUUCUUUCAAGUUUAUCAAACUGAUGUCCCAGUUUAAUUUUUUAAGUUUACUUAGGAAAUGAAAUAGAAGCAAGGCACACUUGUAAUCCUAGCACUUGGGGAGGCUGAGGCAGGAGGAGUGCUUGAGGCCAGGAGCUCAAGUCUAACCUGGGCAACAUGGUGAGACCCCGUCUCUUUUUUUUUUUUUUUUUUUUUUUUUUGAGACAGAGUCUUGCUCUGUCACCCAGGCUGGAGUACAGUGGCUCGAUCUCGGCUCACUGCAAGCUCCUCCUCCCGGG
Molecule: messenger RNA, 4348 nt
Organism: Pongo pygmaeus (Bornean orangutan)
Lineage: Eukaryota; Metazoa; Chordata; Mammalia; Primates; Hominidae
Gene: IHO1
Product: interactor of HORMAD1 1
Exons: 9
Coding region: 1160-2947 (595 amino acids)
Biological process (GO): DNA recombination; meiotic DNA double-strand break formation; homologous chromosome pairing at meiosis
Cellular component (GO): condensed nuclear chromosome
Source: RefSeq, a predicted model, not a curated record